Molecule: messenger RNA, 997 nt
Organism: Triticum urartu
Lineage: Eukaryota; Viridiplantae; Streptophyta; Magnoliopsida; Poales; Poaceae
Product: maternal effect embryo arrest protein
Source: RefSeq, a predicted model, not a curated record
GGUAUUCUUGCUAGCUCCGCGUGAAGGCACGUACCUACCCAUGUCACCCGGACGGUCGGUCGGUCGCCACGGUCGUUUUGCGAUUGGCCCCUCAGUUCCCCAAACGCUCUCCGCUUCAUUCUUCUGAUUGAUCCCCACAUUCCCAACAAGCAAAAGCAACUCGAUCUGCAAGACAGCAGCAUCUGAGGAAGCAAAGCAUCCGAUCCAGCCUCCUCCCGGCGCCCCAUGGAUGAAUCUGACGAGCGCGGCAACGGCGGCGGGCAGCACCACGGCUACGAGUGGAAGCUGCCGGCGGCGCUGUCGGCGAACACGACGAGCGUGCACGUGACGGCGCUGGACGGGGUGGUCAACGUGAACUCGCUCUUCACGGUGGCCGUCUUCGUGGGCCUCUCCCUCGCGACCCCCGGCGAGCUGCGCAGCCUCGCCGGCGACCCGUCCUGCGACGCCGGGCCCGACGUGGCGCGGUCCCUGCUGGUCCUCGAGGUGGUCGCCUUCUCCUCCUUCCUCUUCUCCAGCCUCGUCGCGCAGGGCCUCAAGCUCGCGAUCAACCUCAUCAACUCCAAGGACCCCGACGACACGCACGCCCACAUCGACGCCCGCCUGCUCCGGCUCGGGAUGCUGGCCUCCGCCGUGGGCUCCGUCGUCGGCUGCGUCUUCUUGAUGGCGUCCAUGGUGAUGGUCGUGCAGAUCCGGCUGGGCACCCUGGGAUGCGCCAGCAACCGGGCGGCUGCCAAGGCCGCCGCGGGGCUCGUCGGGCUCGUCUCCACCGCCCUCGUCGUGUACAUCAGCACCGUCUUCUACACUUUCACUCACUGAUUGACAGAUUGAUGCCGCUGAUACAUCAGGUUCCAUGGAUCUUGCUUGCGGCUUGCCAGUUGCCACUGUCUCGUUUUUUUUGUUUUUUUUAGCUUUUAGUGGAGUGCCGAGGUGUUUUAGCUGUCUAUGUAGUAGUACAAUGUAUUGUUGCAUCGCCGUGCUAAUUAGAGCUUUGAUCAAA